CGAAUGCUUGCUUUCCACUUUUAUUUACAGUCUGUAAGGUAUCACCUAACGCUGAUACCUCCAUUCCUUCUUAAUACCAUCCCCACAGUUCCAUGUGUUUCCUCUGUGUUUUCCUGCGCAACUCCCUUAAACUUCAAGUUCUUUUUCUUUUCUUUUUCUCCUAAGGAAACUUGCUUUUAAAGGGACAUUCUCUUGAUGCUCAGAACAUCCCAUUUCGGAAAGUGUUUCCAACGGAAACAACACAGAGCUGCCUGUGCUUUCGAUUUUACCAUGAAAUUGAUUUGAAUAAUCUGUUGUGAGUUUUCAUCUCGAAAGAUUUGUAGCAGAGAUCUGGGAUUUUUGAUGUGAUCGCUAUUUUUGUGUCCUGGCAGUAAUUCUACAUUUGUGCCUGCUUCUUUUGUUACAGAGGUAGAAAUUUUUAAGUUUGGGAAGGAAAAAUGGGUGGUUCUGGCUUUAAUUUUGAUUGGUCUCAAAGAACUCACAUCUUUCAUCUCAAGGUGUGGGUUCUGGUGACAGUCUUUCUGGGCAUCUCUUUAGCACUGCUUGUUUUCUUGCUCUUGUGUUAUAUUGCUCUCAGAAAAUCCCGAGAAAAAAACGGCACACUUCCAGUACGCCUUGCCCCACAUAUAUCCCGAGAAAUCAAGGAAAUCGACAUGGACCAAAACUCGGCCACCACUCGUGUUCACAACAAUUACAUGUACCUCUUCAAUUUCCAUGAAAAGGAUUCUGAUAAGCUUUUGAAUCAUUUCAAGAAUGAAGAGGAAAAGAAUAAUAAUGACGGCAGCAGGCAAUCUGAUUCGUCUUUUAACUAUCUACACGAGACUUCUCCAGCAGAAUCUGGGGAAAAGAAGAUGAAGAAUUCUUCGCCUCUAAUGGCUCUUCCUGAGCUAUCGCACCUUGAUUGGGGUCACUGGUUUACAUUAAGGGACCUUGAAGUUGCUACUAAUAAAUUCUCAAAGGAAAAUAUUAUUGGCGAGGGUGGGUAUGGAAUUGUUUACCGUGGUCAACUGGCUAAUGGUACAAUUGUAGCCGUGAAAAGGCUUCUGAAUAACUUAGGUCAGGCAGAGAAAGAGUUCAGGGUGGAGGUAGAAGCUAUCGGUCAUGUCCGUCAUAAAAACUUGGUUCGGCUUUUGGGUUAUUGCGUUGAGGGUACACAUAGGUUAUUGGUGUAUGAGUACGUUAACAAUGGGAAUCUCGAGCAAUGGCUGCAUGGAGGUAUGGCUCAUCUCGGGCACCUUACAUGGGAGGGACGUAUGAAGAUUCUGAUUGGAACAGCUAAAGCUCUUGCAUAUCUGCAUGAUGCUAUUGAGCCCAAAGUCGUUCAUAGAGACAUUAAGGCAAGCAAUAUACUGAUCGAUGACGAUUUCAAUGCGAAAAUAUCUGAUUUUGGACUUGCAAAGUUGCUCGGUGCUGGAAAGAGUCAUAUUUUCACUAGAGUCAUGGGAACCUUUGGAUAUGUAGCACCGGAAUAUGCAAGUAGCGGCUACCUAAACGAGAAGAGUGAUGUUUACAGCUUUGGUGUUUUGCUUUUAGAAGCUAUAACUGGCAGAGAUCCUGUCGAUGACACUCGACCGGUUCAUGAGAAAAACCUAGUUGAUUGGCUCAAGUUGAUGGUUGGAGAGAGAAGGUCAGAAGAAGUUGUCGACCCGAAUAUGAAGAGUAGGCCGCCUACAUCUUCCCUUAAACGGGCCCUCUUGACAGCUUUAAGGUGUGUUGACCCAAAUGCUGAACAAAGGCCCACAAUGAGUCAAGUGGUCCGAAUGCUCGAGUCUGAGGAAUAUCCAAUACCAAGAGAGGGCCGUAGAGUGCGAAAAGAGAAACAAGAGAAAAUUUGAUGGAUCGGAAGUUGAAAUUUCAAAUAUGAAGAAGCGAAAAGUGCGUGUGUUGUCUUAGAAAAUUGUAGAUAGCAAAUUUGAUAGGAAGUGUUUUUUACAUGAUUUUAACAUAAAGAAAUACAUUACAGUAUACCUCAAAAUGCUUGUAGAUGCUAUGUGUGUUUGAAAGAGUUGUAUUCUUACAUCAACUUGACAGUCUCAAGGAUUUGGAUUGAAAUUGAUUUUGCGUUUGAAUUUAUUUUGUAUAUACCUCUCUCCCUCUCUCUCCUCCUCUAAAUGUAUAUGUGGUCUGAUUUCAAUU
This is a messenger RNA of Striga asiatica, 2136 nucleotides long. The record is from the annotation of a GenBank genome assembly. Lineage: Eukaryota; Viridiplantae; Streptophyta; Magnoliopsida; Lamiales; Orobanchaceae.